GGUUGGACGCCGGUCACGUGACCUUCCUCGACUGGCGUUUGUGCGACAGCUGAGUAGCAGCUAAAACGCGGUAUCUUCUUUUUUCAAUGGUAACGUUUGAGCCUUUAAACCACACUGACGGCAACUUGUGUAUUAUGGGCGACAAGAAGAGUCCCACAAGGCCGAAACGGCAGCCGAAGCAGCCGCCCGCCGACGAUGGCUACUGGGACUGCAGCGUCUGCACCUUCAGGAACACCGCCGAGGCGUUCAAGUGCACGAUGUGCGAUGUUAGGAAAGGGACGUCAACCCGAAAACCUCGGCCUGUUUCCCAGUUGGUCGUACAGCAAGUAAAUCAGCAAUUUGCACCGCCGCCCACGCUGCUCAAAAAGGAGAAGAAAGAAAAAUCAGAGAAGAGCGACAAAGAACUCACAUUGAGGAAGAAAAGCUUAAAAAAGAUGAGACCAAGGUUAAAAAACGUGGACCGCAGCAGCGCUCAGCAUCUGGAGGUAACAGUCGGUGACCUAACGGUAAUAAUCACAGACUUUAAGGAGAAAGCCAAACCUACAUCUACUUCGGCGAGCGUCGCAGCCGCCGACCUGCACAGUCAAAGCGGCUCGAGCUCUGACAACACUGAGGGAGGAGCGUCGCGGUGCUCCUCGCCACGGGGGGAGGGAUCGUCAGUCAGCGGAGACGCUCGCUAAUCCUCAGAUGUCCCAACACGGCAAAAGCCAUUCUAAUGCACUCAACCAGAAAUCGACACGCAUGUUCUGUUAAUACUAUACCUGGCGUUAUGUUAGCAUUUGCUUCCAUGUUUGGGUGUUUUGCUGAUACUUCUGGUGUCAAUGUGAACAGCCAAAUCUAACAUGAUAAACUGAGCGAAUGAACAUUAUGCAGCAUACAUGACUGCAAUGUGACAUUAUCACACUGUCGGUGGUGUCUGCGGAAAACAAAUGAUGCAUUAAGGAAGCAAUGUGAAGUUCAUUUCAUAUUGUAGUUUACGCUAGAAAUUGUUAUUUGCACUUGAAUGGAAUCUUACUUUCAUGAUGACAUUAUUUUGUGUGUGUCCCCCUUUCUUUGUCAUUACUAGUCAAUCGUAAGACUUUUUGCUUCUGGCCUUAUCUGCGCUCAUGUCUUUGGAUGCAAUAUGUGUUUUCCUGUCUUAGCAUUUUAGUAAAAAAUAUUGAAAAGUCUACUUUUUCACUCUGGAUAUGAGCAUGAUUUAAUCUGCGGAAUGGUUUAUAUUGUAAAAUACUGAAAUAAAAUAAUUGUAGAUUCUUGUACCG
Molecule: messenger RNA, 1262 nt
Organism: Phyllopteryx taeniolatus (common seadragon)
Lineage: Eukaryota; Metazoa; Chordata; Actinopteri; Syngnathiformes; Syngnathidae
Product: YY1-associated factor 2-like
Exons: 4
Coding region: 87-680 (197 amino acids)
Biological process (GO): positive regulation of DNA-templated transcription
Cellular component (GO): nucleus
Molecular function (GO): transcription coregulator activity; DNA binding
Source: RefSeq, a predicted model, not a curated record